CUCAGUCAGACUCACUUCUUCCCUACAAGGCCACGCGACCGACUCCAGCAGUCCAACCAUGUCUUUGAUACAAGCCUUCUUGAAGCAGACAAUCUAUCUGGGCUUGCCCGAUGACUCAGUCCUAAAAAACGAAGGAACGGUGACCGCAGCAACCAAUUUCUGCCCAGGCGGAGAUGCAGGAGUCUUGGAUAAGGCCAUCAAGGCGAAAGGUGUAGAUGAGAAUACCAUUAUUGAAAUUCUGGUGAAAAGGAGCAACGAGCAGAGACAGCAGAUCAAAGAGGCUUACCAGCAGGCCUGUGGCAAGCCUCUGGAACCAGCGUUGAAGAGCGCUCUGAAGGGAGAUCUGGAGGAUGUGGUGUUGGCUCUGCUGAAAACACCGGCGCAGUACGAUGCCCAGCAGCUGAAACUGGCUAUGAAGGGUCUGGGCACAGAUGAGAACACCCUGAUAGAGAUUUUGGCGUCACGGACCAACAGACAGAUCCUGGAUAUAAAGACAGCCUACAAGGAGGAAUACAAGAAGGACCUGGAGGACGACAUCAGGUCCGACACUAGUGGAGACUUCAGGGCUGCCCUCCUUGCACUCUGCAAGGCCGGUAGGACUGAAGGAGUUUCUGAGCAGCUGGUUGACAGUGAUGCCAGGGCUCUGUACGAGGCUGGCGAGGGGAGGAAGGGCAAAGACUGCUCCAUCUUCAUUGAAAUCCUCACCACCAGAAGUGCCCUUCAUCUCCGCCAAGUAUUUGAGAGGUACUCAAAGUACAGCAAAGUGGACGUGGCCAAGGCUAUCGACCUGGAAAUGAAAGGAGAUAUUGAAAACUGUCUCACUGCAAUAGUGAAGUGUGCUGGAAGUAGGCCUGCAUUCUUUGCUGAGAAGCUCUACUUGGCCAUGAAGGGCAAAGGUACCCGCAAAAACAUCCUGACCCGCAUCAUGGUGAGCCGCUCUGAAAUUGACUUGAAACAGAUCAAGGAGGAGUACAAGAAAAACUACAACAAAACACUCUACCUUGAUAUUUUGGAUGACACUAAAGGAGACUAUGAGAAGAUUCUGCUUGCUCUCUGUGGGGGGGAAAACUAGUAGCCAUUCAAUGGUAUCAAAGCUCAUACAACAAAAGAUCCGCCCCAUGUGCAGUGGUGGAAAAAUGACUUAUAGUCUCUUGACACAUAUUGUGCCUUAGGCUCUUGUGACAAGACUGUCUUUUCUCUUUGUUUCUGUCAUUUAGAAGAUAUUAACAGCAAUGCGCCAAGUUUAACAUGGAACCAGCACUGCUUCAGCAGAUAUAUUCUGUCCAAGUUAUUCCUUUUCUUCCAACACUCUUAACCCAACGCACGUAUGAGCCAUGACAGAUUUACUCUUACAGUUAUUAGAUUCUCCCAUGUGGUACUUGAACGGAAGCUUAAGUCAGCAAUCACCUUGCAGCUGCAAACAGAUGUACACUGUACAGUCUAUGAUGUAGACUGUACUCCCCUAUUCAGUAGCAGAAGUCACCCUGAAGGAGCUUGGAUAUUUUGCAAAUAAAACCUUUUUGUAUCAAGGCC
Xiphias gladius (swordfish) is the source of this 1533-nucleotide messenger RNA. RefSeq names its product annexin A1a (gene anxa1a). Lineage: Eukaryota; Metazoa; Chordata; Actinopteri; Istiophoriformes; Xiphiidae. The transcript is spliced from 12 exons. Gene Ontology annotation, cellular component: cytoplasm; plasma membrane. Gene Ontology annotation, molecular function: calcium ion binding; phospholipase A2 inhibitor activity; cadherin binding involved in cell-cell adhesion. Gene Ontology annotation, biological process: negative regulation of T-helper 2 cell differentiation; positive regulation of prostaglandin biosynthetic process; endocrine pancreas development. The coding region runs from base 59 to 1072 and encodes 337 amino acids. The record is from RefSeq and is a predicted model, not a curated record.